AUGGCCUCGGCCAUAGUCUUCGAUGACGUCAUCGUGAUCCUCUCCGUGGUGGACAUCCUCAAUGACUUGGCCUCGGGCACAGGCAUGUGCACGCCGCGCGCGAUGUGCUCGGCCGCUCUGUCACAAGCCCAGAAGUUCGCCGGCUUCCAGACAUGCAGAAAGAUCGACCAUGCAGAAGUCUCAUCUGUCCUAGUCCUCAUUAUGCACUUACCACAGCCCGUCUGCAGAACUAGUGUGCGCUUCUGCAGUGCAUCGAUGGAUGAAGAUUUGCGGAGCCCAUCAACCAACGGGCGUUUGGUGCGCUGCCUGGGUUGCACUGAGGCUUUCUCAGCAGGCCUUGUGGGCCGCAACCGCGUGAGGGAUGGAGUCCUGCUGCGGACGGUCCUUGCUGCAAAAGCCACGCUGGCGCCCUGGCUCCUGUACGACCUCGUGCGGGCACGCCGCGCCCGGAACUCCUGGCAGGAGGUCUUCUUUCAACUCUACUCCAUUGGCUCGGUUCCGGCAUCUCCGGCUUUUUGUGUGGGGCCGGAGACCUCGCGGUCCCUUCGCCUCGUCUGCAUCAGCGACACGCACCUCUGUCACAAGCAGCUGCCACCUCUGCCCGAUGGGGACGUGCUGAUCCACUGUGGAGACUUCACGAACCACGGCAGUCUCGAUGAAGUGUUGGACUUUGUGGAGUGGUUUGCUGGGCAGCCGCACAGUCGGAAGCUUUGUGUCCCGGGGAACCACGACAUGUUGUUGGACGAAGACUACUACCAAGCCUACUGGAGCGACUGGUCUCGUGUCAAGGAGUCGCCAAGGGAGGCGAAAGCGGCUUUUGCGUCUCGGAACAUCGAGCUUUUGAUCGACCAAGGGACCAGCAUUGAAGGUGUCACCUUCUAUGGUUCUCCCUGGGUGGCACAGGGUCAUGAUUGGAAAACGGCUUUCAACAAGCAGGACUCGGAGCUGGAAAAUUGCUGGGCACGCAUUCCAGAAAACUCGGAUGUGCUGCUGACGCACAUGCCCCCCUACGGGAAGGGAGAUCGAUUAGAAGGCGGUGAGCACGUGGGCUGCAGCUUCUUGGCGGAAGCGGUGAAAGCCAAGCGGCCGAAGCUCCACGUCUUCGGUCACGUGCACACGGACACGGGCAUCUUCCCUGCAGACACCAGCGCAGAGCCCAGCGCGGCCAUGGCGGCUUGGCUCGCAGAGAGAGCCGAGCAGAGCCAGUUGGAGCUCUUUUUGUCGGGGCCCAAGGGCACCGUCUCUGUGAAUGCCGCUUCCGUGAGCGACACGCAGCUCGGAAUGCAAUGA
Symbiodinium necroappetens is the source of this 1290-nucleotide messenger RNA. Lineage: Eukaryota; Dinophyceae; Suessiales; Symbiodiniaceae. The record is from the annotation of a GenBank genome assembly.